Annulohypoxylon truncatum is the source of this 2236-nucleotide messenger RNA. RefSeq lists its product as uncharacterized. The record is from RefSeq and is a predicted model, not a curated record. The coding region runs from base 281 to 1894 and encodes 537 amino acids. The transcript has 2 exons. Lineage: Eukaryota; Fungi; Ascomycota; Sordariomycetes; Xylariales; Hypoxylaceae.
GAUAAGUUUUGUUUCACAUAAGAAGAGUCAUCGCGUACGUCUACGGUAGACCUCCUAUUUCCACUUUAUUACCCCCGUCAAUGUUCAGCGAUCCCUUCACCGCUGCGUGUUGUUGCCCUGACAGACGAAUGACAACCGUGCUGGCUAGCUAGCCGGUUGCAUUCCCGCCUCUUCCUUUUCCCGCUACUUCAGGAGCAACUAAAUAAUACACUUCUUCCCUUCUCUUGUCUCGCUCACUCACUCCCAAGUUUGCGAGAAGGAUAAGUACAGUACUGCCAUCAUGCCAGUGGAAAUAGUCACCAUUGUGAACUCUUCGGGGAAGAUAAUUAGCAAUGGAAAACACCUGUUCAACGUUUUAAAAGAGGCCAAGGCCACUUACCAAGAGAAGAAAGCUGCUCUCAAAGCAGAGCGUGCCGUGAAGCGCAGCGAGACCUUUGAUGUGCCGCCCUCACCGCGCUAUUAUGAUGAAGUCGAAUAUGGGGAUUGGCCUAGGCGAGCAUCUCACGACGAUGGUGCCUCCCAAGCGACGUCUCGUAGGAGUUAUGGAUCCAGGAGAUCUAAACAACGGGCCGCAUCGCAGACGAGAUCAGCCUUGACCGAGCGCAACCUCCAGACUCAUAGCGAAGUCUCUUCUACAGCUCCUUCACGCCCUCCUCCCGUUACCUACCGUUCCCCAUAUGCGGAAACUGCCGGCAGAGAGAUGACAUUGAGUCGCCCUACUCUGGCGCAUGCGCCGACGAUGCCCGCCUAUGCCGAUGAACCUUCUAUCGCGCCCUCGAUGCACACCGUAACUGUACCUCGAUCAGUUUCGGAUCCGGCAUUGAGAGAGAAGCGAAAGGAGAUCGAUAUGGAUUUGGCAUAUGGAAAUGUCCCACCGGAUCUAGAGGAAAGGGUCGACCUAGACCCUGCUUAUAAGGCCGCCCAGAAGGAACGUAACGCACUAGACUUGAUAGAGAAGAUAGAAAAACUGCUUACGGAGGCCCAAUGCUUGCAUCACACUGCCACGCACAUCAUUCAACACUUACAGGGGAAUCCCGAUGCCGCCGCCGCCGUCGCGCUUACGCUCGCCGAGCUGUCUGCGCUGCUGGGAAAGAUGUCGCCUUCUUUCCUUUCCGUCCUCAAAGGUGGCAGUCCCGCGAUCUUCGCUCUUCUUGCGAGCCCACAGUUCCUGAUCGCCGCCGGCGUGACAGUGGGAGUUACGGUUGUCAUGUUCGGCGGUUGGAAGAUCGUCAAACGUGUCUCCGAGGCGGAAUCUAUGGCCGCUACGCCAAUGGCUUUCCCGGCGUACCAGCCAGGGCCGGCCGAAGCCGAGCGACAUCACUACCCGGAGUCGGAGAUAAGCGCCGGGUUCGACGAGGCCCUCGUCCUGGAAGAGGAGCUGAGCACCAUCGAGAGUUGGCGCCGAGGCAUCGUGCCGUUUGGAGAAGACGAGCAAGCCGACCUCGAGCUCAUUAGCCCCGAGGCUGAUCGCGCGAUUCGCAAACAGAACGGUGAUGACACUCGCAGCAUUCGCACGUCCAAGACCAGCCGGACAGCGAAAACGAAUAAGACGAGUAAGACGUCUAAGACGAGCAAGACGCACAAGAGCCGGAGGGACAGCGCCGGAGAUAGCCGUAGCGAGAAGGGGGCCGACAAUGCGAGUGAGGCGGGCAGUCACCGCAGCCAUCGGAGUACCCAGAGCCACCGAAGUCAUCGGACUGACACGACGGAGCGCACCACCAAAUCCAAGCGACCCGGAAAGGUGGAAAUUAAGGCGAUCGAUGACGGUCGCAGUGACCGAGAUAACUCCAUCAACGUGGUGCUCCGUCCUAAGAAGGACAACAUGCUUAAGUCCUUGUUCAAGAAGAAGAAGGAUCGGGAGGAGAAAGAACGAGUUUACUCGGUGGUUCGGUAGUCAUUAUCCGGGCUUCAAUUCUUUUCUACAGGUACAGGUACACAAUACAGCAAUAGGGGGAUACCAGGGUCGAAGACAUGUCAAACUCAGUUUAUCGGAGUUAUAGGGGCAACAUUUUGAACGGGGCAUGAUGCAUAAAGUGAGCGAUCUCGCCUUACAGGAUCUGUUUAUUAGGGAUGAAGACAAUGUAAAGGGUCUCAAAGUGUAUGUACGGUUUAUUUCGAGUUUAUAGCAUCUGAGCAUGGGCCGGAGAACAAUAUAAAGUAUAUGUCAAGAACUUAACCAGGUACCAACUAAGGUAACUUACAUACACAUUUGAUAUACGCAUCUGUCAGUUGACAG